GGGGGGGGGGAGAGAAGAAUUGGGGACCUUCUGGACGAGGACAGGCGGGCGCAGGCUCCACUUGGGCUGAGACUGAGAGCGAGAAGAAGGAGCCGGGGGAGCCGCGGGAGGGGGGACCUUUCCCGGGGCGGCGGCGGCGGCUCCCCGAAGGAGCGAUGUCCCCUCCGGGCCGCGCUCCUGCUCCUCCUGCUGCUGCCGCGGGUGGCGGCGCCGUGGUCCCGCAUCCCCCGGGACCGGCCCCCCAUGGGAUGUAGCCGCGGCGGGCUUCUCCGGGCGCACGUCGGGGGGCUGCUGGGUGCGCGCGCCCCUCCCCGCGCCCCGCUGCUGCUCACCAUGCUGCUGCUCUUCAGCUACUUCUUCUACUGCCUCACCGGCUCCUGCGAGUCCCUCCGUCCGGGGGGAGCGGGCCUGAUCCGACAAGCGCAGCCGCACGACGAAGGGAACCCCCCGCACAAGCUCCUCUUGUUGCUCCCGGGACUGGUCGGGGACGCAGCCGCCGCCGCCGCCGCCGCCGGGGAGGACGAGGAGUCGGCGGCCGGCGGAGCCAGGCUGGAAGAGGAGGACAACGACGGGGGGGACGGCCGGAUCGGGAGCCCCUCGGCCGGAGGAGGCUUGCCCGUGGCCAACGGCUUUGGGAGUAAAAAGUUUCCGCAGGCCAUCAUCGUGGGCGUCAAGAAAGGCGGCACCCGAGCGCUGCUGGAGUUCCUGCGCAUCCACCCGGACGUCCGAGCCGUCGGGGCCGAGCCGCAUUUCUUCGACAGGUGCUACGAGAAAGGGCUGCUUUGGUACAGAAACUUGAUGCCCCGCACCUUGGAGGGACAGAUCACCAUGGAGAAGACGCCGAGCUACUUUGUGACCAAGGAAGCCCCCCGGCGCAUUUACAACAUGUCCAGGGACACCAAGCUGAUUGUGGUCGUGCGCAACCCGGUGACGCGGGCCAUUUCAGACUACACUCAGACCCUUUCCAAGAACCCCACCAUCCCUAGCUUCCAAGCCUUGGCCUUCAAGAACAUCAGCACGGGCCUCAUCGACACCACCUGGAGUGCUGUGCGGAUCGGCAUUUAUGCCAAACACCUGGACAGCUGGCUGCGGUAUUUCCCUCUGUCCAAGUUCCUCUUUGUCAGCGGGGAGAGGCUGGUGAGCGACCCAGCCGGGGAGAUGGCCCGCAUCCAAGACUUUCUGGGGAUCAAGCGGGUGGUGACGGACAAGCACUUCUACUUCAACGAGACUAAGGGCUUCCCUUGCUUGAAGAAGCCCGAAGGGAGCAGCCGACCCCGGUGCCUAGGGAAAUCCAAAGGGAGGCCGCACCCCAAAAUCGACCCGCAGGUCAUCCACCGCCUGCAGGAGUUCUACAGACCCUUUAACAUGAAAUUUUACCAGAUGACAGGGCAGGACUUUGGCUGGGACUGAUGGAGAGACCCCUUCACGUGACAGGGGGAAAGUUGAACUUGCUAGAGGGUGGAAUGGCCCUAUUCCCAGCAGCCUGCUGAAUGCUGCAGGCCCCUCCCACACACAGUCAUAGGGCAAGGAACGUCUGAAAUGGGUCUCGGGUCAGGGGGGGACGUCUCCUUUUCUUUAUAAUUUAUAUCACCUCUUGCCAGUAAGGAAGAAAUGUACGCUUACCGAGUAGAGAGAAAGUAUUUAAGUUUUGUUUUUGUUUCGUUUUUUAACCACCAUCAGCAACAGAAGAGAUCAAGUCCAGGAAACCCAGAUCUGACGAAAUAUUCUGCUGAAUAAACCUGGCUAAUAUAGACAAGGCAUGGAAGUUUUUGAAGGAAUGUGAGUGAAUGAGAAUGCGAGCAAGGGAGGAAGAACGCAGAACACAGCCUUGACUAAUGGCACAGCCCACUAUGUUCUUCUCCACACAUCCUUUGGGAUGAAUCCAACUUUAGUCUUGCUCAGGGUCAGCCUUUUGAUAUUGAUGGACAUAACUAAUGUUGAGCCACUGAUUUCAAUUGAUGUGCUCUGGGCAGAACUAAGGCCACAUUCAAACCAUACAUUUAAAGCACUAGGGUCCCAUAAACAGGCAUAGCUCCCUCUCCAAAAGAAUUCUGGGAGCUGUAAUUUGUUAAAGGAGCUGAGAGUGAUUAGGAGAAUCCUGUUUCCCCCAGAACUAGUUUAAGAAUCAGCCCCUCUCCCUGAGGAACACUGGGAAUUGUAAUUCUCUGAGUGGAAUAAGAGUCUCCUAACGGCUCUCCCAGUUCAUCCACCUGGGAGACGAUCAGUGUUCUCCAAGUGGCAUGUGAGAAGAGCCUCCUUCUGUGCUAAUAAUGUUCUAAGAUGUGGAGCAAGCAGGCCAGCACGUUCUGGCCCACUUGACCACUGCAACAAGUGGAUAUCAUAAGAUGCACAACUACACACAAAGUUGCCCCACACAUGCCCAGAAUCUGCAUCUAUGAUCAAAGAACACUGAGCAAGGAAGUGGUAGGUUCAUAAAAGGCUCAGUGGUGAACUCUGAAGUCACUUCCACACCAUAUAUUUUAAGCAUUGUUAUACCACUUUGAACAGUCAUAGAAUUGUGGGAACUGCAGGUUGUCAAGGGCACUGAAAGUUGUUCAGGGAGCCCUAUUCCUGUCACAGAGCUACAGUUUCCAGAGGGGUUCAACAAUCAGUCCUUCUUCCCUAGGAACUCUUGGAAUUGAAGCCCUGUAAAGGGAAUAGGGGGUCUCCUAACAACUUUUAAGCAUUGUGGGUGUUCAUUUCACUCUUGGCUUGCAGGGUGGGGAGGUCUGCAUCCUAGGAUAACAUCCCCGUGCAAACCUUUUAGAGAAGAGGCCUGUUGUUCUCUUUUUACCACAGAUCUGGCAAACGCUAACCCAUUUUUUUAACGGCCCCUCAAAACAUUUCUGUGAGAAAUAUGAACUAAUAAAAGGGAAAAUACAAAAGCUCUGAAUAGAC
Molecule: messenger RNA, 2898 nt
Organism: Podarcis raffonei (Aeolian wall lizard)
Lineage: Eukaryota; Metazoa; Chordata; Lepidosauria; Squamata; Lacertidae
Gene: HS3ST6
Product: heparan sulfate-glucosamine 3-sulfotransferase 6
Exons: 2
Coding region: 244-1410 (388 amino acids)
Molecular function (GO): [heparan sulfate]-glucosamine 3-sulfotransferase activity
Source: RefSeq, a predicted model, not a curated record